GGUGCGGAGAGAGAGAGAGUCAGAGAGGGGAUCGGAGAGGGGAUCGAUUCCCAAAUAAACCACCACGCACACGCAGCUUCACUUUGGUUGCUUUGAGGAGGUGAUAAAGUAUCCUCGCAAUUUUUUACUGAAAAGAGAUGGACGGUAACGGCGGAGGAAAAGAAAAAUGUGGUCGAUAACGUUUUAACCCGAGGGUUUUACGACUGGUGGGGACAGGUGAUGUAAAAACACGGUACCAUGUGAAUGGUUGAGGAACAUGAAGGCUGCACACAAACUACUGUUCGUCCUGUGUCCCAUGCUGGUCUUGGGGUUCAUCUACUACUCUUCUGGGAAGCUCCAUUUGCACGUAUGGGGCCAGAAGCCACAUAAGAAUGUGGCGGCCAUUAUAAAAGUCAGUAAGGUCACUAAAAAUACUGUCAAAUCCCCUGUGACCAAAGAGCCGGUGGUGGAGGGUCCUGUCUCCGUGGGACGAAUAGUAGGCUCAGUGGUUGAUAAGCAAGGAUUCUUGCUGAAUCUGGAAACAAAGCUGCCUCCGGAGUUGGUGUACAAGUAUGGAAACCUUAGUGAAGGAUCCUGCAGACCUGGUUAUGCAGCUGCCAAAAUGACUGCUAUCUAUCCAAAGUUUAGUAAGCCAGCUUCCAUGUUUCUGGACCGAAACUUUAAGCGGCUUGCAAAAGUUACCAACUAUUUACCUCCAUUUGGAUUUAAAACACAAGAAAGAAUCAUAGAUGUUAUAUUAUCUGCCACAAAGAAUUAUGGACUGGGUCCAGAUUUGGAUAGUUUGAGUUGUAAAAGAUGUGUAAUAGUAGGUAAUGGCGGUAUCCUUAGCAACAAGUCUUUAGGAUCCCGCAUCGAUGAAUAUGAUGUUGUAGUAAGGCUCAACGAGGCCCCAGUGAAUGGUUACACCAGGGAUGUAGGUACUAAGACCACCAUGAGGAUAACCUAUCCCGAGGGGGCCAUCCAGAAGCCUGAACGCUAUGAAAAAGAUUCCCUCUUUGUCUUUUCUGCUUUCAAACCUCUCGACUUUAAAUGGUUGAGACAGAUGGUCUUCAGAGAGAAACUGCAAGGAACAGAGGGCUUCUGGAAGUCUGUAGCGCACUAUGUGCCCCGGGAACCCUCUGAGAUACGAAUCCUCAACCCCUACUUCAUACAAGAGGCUGCCUUCCAGUUUAUUGGCCUUCCACAGAACAAUGGCCUCAUGGGUAAAGGGAACAUUCCAACGUUGGGCACCGUUGCCAUAACGAUGGCCCUUCAUAACUGCGAUGAAGUCGCUGUUGCUGGAUUUGGCUAUGACAUGAACACCCCUCAUGCACCCCUGCACUACUACGAAACAGUUAAAAUGUCUGCCAUAAAAGAGUCAUGGACUCACAACAUCUCAAAGGAAAAGGAGUUUCUCCGCAAGUUGGUGAAGGCCAACAUCAUCACAGACUUAACCAAUGGGAUUUGAACCUCCCAAGGUGGGUGCCUUUCUUGGAGGACUUGAAAACGCAGGAUCCUGGGAAACUCUGGACCAGACAACACUGAAGAGCAUGAUUUCAGAGGUGGGAGCGAUGGCUCACUUAAGAUGCACAUGUGCCUUCUUACCGACAGGCUUCCUCUGAGCGGGACAUUGAAGGGUUCUUGAAUGUCUCCGGGGACAAUCCUUGUUGGAAACUAUCAGAGACUUUGAGGGGACCGACACAAUGCGCUUGAGGAAUGAGUCGCAACAUUAACUGAUUGUGCCAAAUGUACCUCUAUUGGAGGAGAUGCCUCUCCUCUCCUGCCUGAAUGUAUUAACGGUGUAAAUAUCAAAGAUUUUUACAGUGCAUUUUAAUGCUAAGGCCCCUGCCUUCACACGUGAUUCUCCGUCCAGGGCACUCAGUGCGUAUCCUGCCCCAGUGUGUGGAAGGGCAGACGCAGGUCUUUGAUUCAACCCUUCUUCUGAGCACAGGAGGCUCUUUAUCUCCUGAAUGUGAGCUUAUGUUACAGCUUCUUUUGUUGAGGAAAGGAGCUCAAUCUCUAAGUUAUUUAUUUUGGUGAACAGAUGAAGGCCUUUUGUUUUGUUUUGUUUUUUUUUGUAUUUAAAAUACCACAUGUCCAAAAUGACUUGUGUUAUAAAUACUCACUACAGUUUACUUGAAGUGGGAGACUGAGUACCUAUUAGGGAUGCACAGAUAGCAUUUUUUUUUUCCCCAAUUUAAUACCUUAAUACCUGAAUUGUGCGUAUCGGCCAGUACUUCACAAACUUUCUAAUGGGCCGUUCACAUGUCGCAUCUAAAAACGUGUGGAAAACGCCGGCCGUGCCACUUUCUCAUCUUUUCAAAGUACAGCUAUGUACUUUGUACAGCUAUGAGCAACUGUUCGUCCAUCUCGGCUGAGCUUUCGAUGUUGUUACUGAAAGGCCGAAGCUGAUUGGUUGGACAUGUCACAUGACCUUGCGGCAUUCUGAAAAGAAUAUUUAUGAAUAUAUUUCAUCUCGCCGCGCCUGGAAAAAACGCUUCUAUUAUGAGCGCGCUUGCCGCGCAUCUACAUUUGUGAAAUAACGAACUUGAGCGUGCAAAAGACGCAACAUGUGAACGGCCCCUAAAAACACACAACUUCAUUAUAAAUAAAUAGAAAACAGAAAAACUUACACACAUUCUAUGCUACUGUUCAAAAGUUUGGGGUCAGUAAAAAAAAAAAAAAAUUCAACAAGGCUGCAUGAAAUUGAUCAAAGACUUUUACAUUGUUAAUUCAUUUUAAAUACAUGCUGUUUCUUUUAAAUAAUAUUUCACAAUAUUAGUGUUUUUACUGUAUUUUUGAUCAAAUCAAUGCAGUCUUGGUGAGCAUAAGAUACUUCUUUCCAAACCACAAAAUUUUACCGACCCGAGAAAUGUUCUAAUCUAACAAACACCAAGUAGCAAGAACCACAACAUUCAGAAACUUCAGUAAAGUACAGUCCUUUUAAACAAAAACAAAGACCUUUAUAUACAGAUUAAUGGAUAAUGACAUCUGACUCUUUUCAUGAACUUAAAUUUAACGACUUAAAUAUCUGUUUGUUACAUAAAGAUAUAGAAUGGCUUUAAAGGACUUACGAUACAGUAUAUUGCAGUAAAACUUAUGUUAAGUAGUUUUUGUCCUAACAGUAACAUCCCUGGCAAGCGCACAGUGUCUGAUUUAGAUCGAUAUCUGAUCUGACAAAAAAUGUCUGUAUCUUUGCAGAUACAAUCCAGAUCGGUGCAUCUCAAAAUCACUUGACAUUAUGGUACACUGCCAUCCUGAAUUCUGCCGCUUUCAAAAGGCAGCGGUUUCAGACCAAUACACUAAGAAGAAUCAUUUUUAACUUGGUUUUUUACUUUUUUUCUUUUUUUUUUUUUUUUGUUAUACAUUUGAAGAUUAGCAAUGUCACUUACAUUUACAAAAGAGAUCGAUUUUGUUUGUACUUUUUUGGUGGUACGGACCAUUUUAAGGAGUACUUGUUCCAGCGUUUUAUAGUUUUUGAGCUGUGAGCUUUCAGAGCAACUUAGGCAGAGUACUGGAAACAUACCAUUGCACUAGCUAUCAGAGUUCAUCAUGUUACAUUACAUUAUGUUCACUACACCUGGUACUCAUCAAGAUCCCACAACAGGAAGGAGUCAUCAUGGCAUCAUCCUGACUGUCUGAAACAAUUGAAAGGGUUCUUUGCCGUCGUAGAAUGGUGUAUUUAUACUGUGCAGUAUGCCACCAAUCAGCAUUAUAAUGAUGAUCAUUUGGAGUUAGAAGGAAAUACAAAAGUAUUAUUGUUUCUUAUAUAUAUAUAUAUAUAUAUAUAUAUAUAUAGAUAAUAAAAUAUUAUUAUAUAAAUAUACCUUCAAGUUGUAAUAAAAUUAAUGUGUUGGGCAGUUUUGGCCCUUAAUUGA
Molecule: messenger RNA, 3857 nt
Organism: Ctenopharyngodon idella (grass carp)
Lineage: Eukaryota; Metazoa; Chordata; Actinopteri; Cypriniformes; Xenocyprididae
Gene: st3gal3b
Product: ST3 beta-galactoside alpha-2,3-sialyltransferase 3b
Exons: 13
Coding region: 257-1447 (396 amino acids)
Molecular function (GO): sialyltransferase activity
Source: RefSeq, a predicted model, not a curated record